Nakaseomyces glabratus is the source of this 1062-nucleotide messenger RNA. RefSeq lists its product as uncharacterized. Gene Ontology annotation, cellular component: cytoplasm. Gene Ontology annotation, molecular function: oxidoreductase activity. Lineage: Eukaryota; Fungi; Ascomycota; Saccharomycetes; Saccharomycetales; Saccharomycetaceae. The record is from RefSeq and is a predicted model, not a curated record.
AUGUCUGUCAAUGUUGUAGUAGUGGGUGCCGGUGGUGUUGGUGUGGUGAGUGCGCUGUCGCUGUUCCACGCUGGCAAGAGUGAAGUGUCACUGGUUGUGCGGUCUGAUUACUCUGCUGUGGUGGAGCGCGGGUACAGGAUAGACUCGUGUGACUACGGGCAGCUCGACGGGUGGAGACCGCACCAUGUGUACAAAGACGUGCAUGAGGCCGCUGCGAGCGGGACGUUCUUCGACUACGUGGUUGUAACAACCAAGAACAUCCCAGAUGGGCCCAAUAGCAGCACCAUGCCGGUUCUUGUGGAGCCCUUCUUGCUCGGUAAUGCGAAAGUGGACCCCGAGAGGCUCACCUCUGUGCUGCUGAUCCAGAACGGUAUCGACAUCGAGAAGCACCUGGUCUCGACGCUGAAGCCGGAGGAUUACAACAACUAUGUGGUGUUGUCAGGCGUGGAGAUCGUUGGCACUACGAAAGUGGGCAAAGCUCAGAUUAAGCACAUUGGCCAGGACCAUCUGUCCGUGGGUGCGUUCGACCCGUCAAACCCCGCUGCAGUAGAGAGCGCAAAGCGGUUCACAAAGAUAUACGACGCAGGCGACAAGAACUUCGUCGAGUUCGACGAGAGGGUGCGCUAUUCCCGCUGGAAGAAGCUGCUGUACAACGCGGCCAUCAACACUACAACGGCAAUCGUGGGGCUGGACGUGCCAAGAACGCUGGCUUACGGUCACGACGACUCCACCAGAAACGCGUUGUUCCUACCGGCAAUGAGAGACAUAGUUAACAUCGCUGCCUCCGAAGGUAUAGUCAUCGAGGAGAAGUUCAUAGACUUUUUCCUGAACAUCUCUGCAAAACAUAUGUUCACGCCCUCGAUGUGCGUCGAUGUACAGAAGGGCCAAUUGAUGGAGCUGGAAGUUAUCCUAGGUAACCCACUGCGAGUCGCCGAGGCCAACGGUGUAGAGGCACCAACGCUAACAUUUUUGUACAACUUGCUUUCCAUCAUACAGGGGAAACUGAAGGAACAAAACGGACUGGUAGAAUUCGAUGAAACAACCUGCUCCAUAAAGAAGUAA